Messenger RNA from Pecten maximus, 865 nucleotides. Its product is annotated as mitochondrial import inner membrane translocase subunit Tim9-like. Lineage: Eukaryota; Metazoa; Mollusca; Bivalvia; Pectinida; Pectinidae. The coding region runs from base 135 to 365 and encodes 76 amino acids. The transcript has 4 exons. The record is from RefSeq and is a predicted model, not a curated record.
CUUAUGGCAAUUAAUAACAUUUCCAUUUCCGGUAUGUGAGGUCAAUGCAUGUUGGAAAACACGUGGAUGAGAGGUCAAGUUCAAAGUUAUAAAUACAAUGGCUGGUGUAGAUCCAAAUAUAAUUCAGGCGAAAAAUGAAGAUUAUUAUAAUUACAAAUCAUUUAUUGCAAAUUAUCACAAAGCAUUGCAGCUUUGCUUCAUGGAUUGUGUCCACUGACUUCACCACAAGGAAGGCCUCACCAGUAGAGACAUUUUGUGCAAGUAACUGUUUCCAGAAUUACAUUGAUGUAUCUAAGCGAGUUGACCUGAAAGCUAUCGAAUGGAGGAAAAGACAGGUGGAAGAGGCUGGAAAUGUAGAGAGCUGAUGAAAUAUUAACCUAGAAUUAAAAUAUCAUCUCAUUUAUCAGUGUCCAUAUUGGUGGAGAUCUGGCAGUGGAUUCCAGUAGACAUAGCAAUGUCACUUACCUAGAUCAAGUUAGAUGUUCUUAAAAGAUGCAUACAAUCAGAUAUUCUUAAAAGAUGCAUACAAUGUUUUUACUGAGUAAACUCUAUAGUAUUAACUUUGGUAAGGAUACAUGUGUUAAGAAUUAUGUGAGGAAUGGACAAUCAGAUAUAUCGCAUAACUUAGAAAAUGUUACAAAUGUAAUCUGUCAUAAAUUAUUACAAAUAGAAUUGGUCAGACACAGUCAACCUGUAACUUAGCAUGUCCCUUCUCAGUUCUCUGACAGACUUAAACUGAUGAAUUGAUAAGGUUAUUCCUAUUUAUCAUCUUUGUGAUUGUGUGAGAGUGAGUUGGAACGUUUAUUGUGACGUUUAAUUUUGUCAUUUUUGAAUAAAAUUAUAUUAAUAUGUUGAAAUUCAAAAA